Molecule: messenger RNA, 256 nt
Organism: Racocetra persica
Lineage: Eukaryota; Fungi; Glomeromycota; Glomeromycetes; Diversisporales; Gigasporaceae
Source: the annotation of a GenBank genome assembly
AAACGGAAGGUUCGCCGUUAGAUAGAAUAAAUCCAAAAACGAAAGAAGAAUUUGAUGAGUUUUGUAAUCUUUUAGUUGAACGAAUCAGAAAGCAUGAGAAACAAGGCCUAUAUAUUAAUUUUAUUAAUGGAUUCGUGCGGGAAUUAUGUUCCUCACUUAAAGAUGUUGAUAUUCGUAAAGUUUCUAGCACGCUGGCAACAAUGGCAAAUGAAAAAGCGAAAGCUUCGAAGGAGGCUAACAAAGCAAAGAAAAAAAA